AAGAUAGAAGAGAGCACUGAGCACUGAGCACUGAGCACCGAGCACCGAGCAGAUGUCCAGCUGACUAAUCAUUAGACCCGCUUUUGACAUUUUAGCCAAUCAGGUAGACGCUCUCACUUCCCCAAACUUCUUUAUCGAUAACAAUUUUUUAUAUGCCAUUUUCCAGUAUCAAAUUUGCUGAUAGUAAAACUUAUACCACUUUCCCAAACAAACCUGUCCACUUGACACCAAUCUCAGAAACUGCCAGGGUUAGAAUAAAGAUAUAUUCCAAGAUACAAAAAAUAUGCCCGCCUCAGUCCACGAAGAUCAAGAUCAGUCCAUGGUCGACGUCGACCAAGCUCAUGAAAACGGCGAGACUGUUAUUGAGCACGGCGAGAAUCGGAUCACUAUCUUAUCCGGCGCAACUGAAACAGCGGCUUCUUUCCAAUUUAAAGAGGAAGGUCACACCCUCGGAAAUGCGCUUCGAUAUGUGAUUAUGAAGAACCCCGCGGUCGAAUUCUGCGGUUACACGAUUCCGCAUCCUUCAGAGGCCAAGAUGAAUCUACGGAUUCAGACAUAUGAAAAUACGACCGCCAUUGAGGCCCUUGAGAAAGGAUUGGAUGAUCUCAUGGAUCUGUGUGAUGUGGUCACGGACAAGUUUACUGUUGCCAGGGAUUCGUUUAAUGCUGAGCGGGCUGAUCAGAUGACUGCUUAAUCGUCCUUUUCGAUUUAAAAAAAAGGUUUGAUUUUAGAAGAGCGAAGGAUGAGCGUCUGGUCGUUUGUUAUGAGGGUUUGAUAUUAUUGUAUGUAGCAU
Talaromyces stipitatus ATCC 10500 is the source of this 793-nucleotide messenger RNA. RefSeq names its product DNA-directed RNA polymerase I and III 14 KDA polypeptide. Gene Ontology annotation, molecular function: protein dimerization activity; DNA binding; DNA-directed RNA polymerase activity. Lineage: Eukaryota; Fungi; Ascomycota; Eurotiomycetes; Eurotiales; Trichocomaceae. The transcript is spliced from 4 exons. The record is from RefSeq and is a predicted model, not a curated record. Gene Ontology annotation, biological process: DNA-templated transcription. Gene Ontology annotation, cellular component: RNA polymerase I complex; RNA polymerase III complex. The coding region runs from base 284 to 694 and encodes 136 amino acids.